ACAUAUAUACAUACAAUAUCUGUAUCUGUAUCUGUAUCUGUAUCUGUAUCUGUCGAAUACAACGAUCAAAUGGCCAACGUUGUCAAUAUGAACAGCCUGUUCAACGCCAAGGACUCGCGCUGGCUCCAGCUGGAGGUCUGUCGGGAGUUUCAGCGCAACAAGUGCUCGCGCCAGGACACCGAAUGCAAGUUCGCCCAUCCACCGGCCAAUGUGGAGGUACAGAACGGCAAGGUCACCGCCUGCUACGACAGCAUCAAGGGCCGCUGUAAUCGUGAGAAACCGCCGUGCAAAUACUUUCAUCCACCACAGCAUCUGAAGGAUCAGCUAUUGAUAAAUGGACGCAAUCAUUUGGCCCUCAAGAAUGCACUGAUGCAACAGAUGGGCAUUGCCCCCGGCCAGCCGGUCAUAUCCGGCCAAGUGCCAGCCGUGGCCACAAAUCCAUACUUGUCCGGGAUACCGGCCAAUUCGUACAGUCCGUACUACACAACUGGACAUCUGGUGCCCACCUUGCUGGGGCCCGAUCCGUCGGCCGUGUCCGCCCAGCUGGGGCCGGUGGUGCCGCAGGCGGUGCAGGUGCAACAACAGAAAAUACCACGUUCCGACAGGCUAGAGGUGUGUCGCGAGUUCCUGCGCGGCGCCUGCAAGCGGGCCGAAUCCGAAUGCCGGUUCGCACACCCGCAGGAGAGUGUCGCCCGCCACGACGAUGGCUCGAUAACGGUAUGCAUGGACGCCGUUAAGGGACGGUGCGCCCGUGAACCCUGCCGCUACUUUCAUCCCCCCCUGCACCUACAGGCACAAUUAAAAGCGGCCCAAACACGCGCCACCGCUGUCGCUGCUGCAGCUGCGGUAUGGCUAUAUACUAUAUAUUUUCUCAAUACUUUAACCCCCACCCUACCCCCCACCCCCCACACACCUUUUUGUAUGGAUGUUAAAACGGUUGGUUCAUUUUACUAUGAAAACUUCCAAUUCUCUGGAAUGGUGCCGUUCAAACGUCCAGCUGGAGAGAAGUCUGGCAUUCCAGUGUAUCAACCCGGUGCGACUACGUAUCAGCAGCUAAUGCAGCCCUAUGUUCCAGUCUCAUGUGAGUAUCCCCAACAACAACAACAACAACAACUACAACAACAACAUCAACAACAACCACAACAACAACAACAACAACAAGUACUACUACAACAACAACAACAACAACAAUUAGCGUUAAGUAGCGCCAUAACAACAACAACUACAACAGCAACAACAACAGCCAGUAAUAAUAUUAAUAAUAACAACAACAACAACAGCAGUAAUAACAAUAACGCCAUUCACGUAAAUGCUGUAAUUGCUACUGCCAUCAAUCCAUCAAUCACAACCGCAUCAAACGAUCAAUCAGCUGCUGCAGCAGAACCCACUAAUAAACCCAGUGACGAUAGUCACGAUAACGAUACCGAUAACGAUAAAGCUGACGAUGGUGCUGCUGACGAAAAAGAGAAUGAUAUUCCAAAAGACACUGACGAGCACAAUGAAACAUCGAAGCCAAACCCAAGCCCCCCCAUCGAUUGUAAUACAACACAGACAAUUGCAACAGCAGCAGCAGCAGCAGCUGCAGCUGCCACAGACUCAGACCCAGACGCACAGGAGACACAGGCAGCAGCAGCAGCAGCAGCAGUGGCCACCUCAUCCAGUGGCAGCUCACCCGCCCCCUGUCCAAGCCCACCCACUGACAGCAGCCUGCUGCCCCUGCCGGUGCCCCAGCCGCCCAAUGGGGACAAUAACAAUUACCUGUCCUAUAUCAAUAACAAUUUGACCAACGGCCAACGGAUCAAGUCCGCCAGUCCGCCCGAAGAGUCGCUCAACGACGAGGCAGACCAGGCCCCAGCAGCAGGUGGGGCCUCCCUGACCUCGACCCCUCGUGGCUAUAGCAAAUACAAUGGCGAUGCCUACCAGAGGGCCAGCAAUGCCGCGUACUCCAUGAAUGGCCACAGCACUGGGAUACUGCCCACGCCCACCAGCACCGCGCCCACAGUGACGUAUCAGUCCCAGGCACAGGCCCAGGCACAGGCUCAGGCCCAGGCCCAGGCCCAGGCACAGGCCAGUAUGCAGCGCAUCAACUAUGCCAUGCCCGCCUACAGCUAUGCCAAUUUGUACUCGCCCUACAACAGCGGCACCUCCUCCAUCGUGAGCAUCGCCGGCAACACGCCCUCCUAUGUCCAGGCCCAGAUGCAGCAGCAGCAGCAGCAACACCAGCAGCACCAGCAGCAGCAGCAGGCCCAAGCGCAGGCCCAGGCCCAGGCCCAGGCUCAGGCACAAGCGGCCUAUGCUCAGCAGGCUUAUGCCGCAUAUGCGGCCGCUGCAGGACUCACGCACACACAGCCCACGGCAGCCGCUGGCGGCUACUAUGCCGAUCCCGCUGCCCUGGCCAAGGAGGUGGCCCAAAAGAACUACGCCCUCAAGGUGGCCAGUGCCGCAUCGGCGGCGGCGGCGGGCAAGUCGGGAUCCCACUCGGCGGCCGCCUACACAGGCAUGACCCUCAACAAGGGAUUCGUGGCCGCUGCAGCUGCCCCGCAGCCCGUUCAGGCGCCACAGCCGCAGGCCGUCUCCAUGGCCACCCUGCUGCAGAUGCAGGCUCAGGCCCAGGCCCAGGCCCAUGCCCAGGCCCAGAUGCGGCAGAUGGGAUCCUUGCCCAAUUCGGGCAUGUCCACGCCCAUGGCGCCUGGCACGCCCCUCCGCUCGGCCAGCGCUGGCGGUGGCCAGGCGCCGCAGUACUUGUCGGGGCCUGCGGCCGCCUCUGGCGCCCUGCUGCGUGCCCCCUCGCCCAUGCAGUAUGCCGGAGCCCAGGGCUACUUCUAUCCGGGCGUAAUGUCCGCUCCGGCCGCAGCCGCCGCCGGAUAUGCCGCGGCCUAUGCCAUGCCCUCGAGUCAGGCGGCAGCGGCGCAGCAGUAUGCUGCAGCAGCAGCAGCAGCUGCCGCCGCUGCGGCCGCCCAGGGGGGAGCCCCAGGUCUGAAUCCCUACAAGAAGAUGAAGACGUCCUAA
Drosophila persimilis is the source of this 3009-nucleotide messenger RNA. RefSeq names its product muscleblind-like protein 2a (gene mbl). Gene Ontology annotation, molecular function: metal ion binding. NCBI's taxonomy places the organism in Eukaryota, Metazoa, Arthropoda, Insecta, Diptera, Drosophilidae. Bases 70 to 3009 code for a protein of 979 amino acids. The record is from RefSeq and is a predicted model, not a curated record. The transcript is spliced from 6 exons.